Kwoniella botswanensis is the source of this 1413-nucleotide messenger RNA. RefSeq lists its product as uncharacterized. The transcript is spliced from 8 exons. Bases 1 to 1413 code for a protein of 470 amino acids. Gene Ontology annotation, molecular function: RNA binding; double-stranded DNA binding. Gene Ontology annotation, biological process: poly(A)+ mRNA export from nucleus; post-transcriptional tethering of RNA polymerase II gene DNA at nuclear periphery; transcription elongation by RNA polymerase II. Gene Ontology annotation, cellular component: transcription export complex 2. Lineage: Eukaryota; Fungi; Basidiomycota; Tremellomycetes; Tremellales; Cryptococcaceae. The record is from RefSeq and is a predicted model, not a curated record.
AUGUCAGCCCUCAUAGGCACAUUCAUCACUCACAUUUCUCAAUGUUUCUUGACCUCCUCUUCCGAUAAUCUAGUUACCUCUUUACCGUUGUCCAGCGAACGUCCUUUCUUUGGUCCUCUAAGACAGGCUUUAUCAACUGUAUCAGAAUCGUCCAUCAGCCAACAAAGUGUAACUCAGCAGCUUGGCUUCGUAGGGAAUGAUAUAAAAGAUAAUCUCGCAUCUUUCCUUUCUGCUGUAUUGAAGAAUGUGAGAGGUGAACAGAGUGAAUCAGAGAAUGAAGCUGCGUAUGGGGAAUUUAGUCGACUACAAUCAGUGUAUAGCGAAGCGAAUAAGCUAUAUGGAAUGACCAACGACGAUGGGACACAUAUACACGCAUUUAUGAACCCCCUCAUUAUCAACUUGGCUAGGACACUGUUAAAGGUCUCGAACAAUGCUGCAGCUCUUUCGACUUUACCACUUCGACAUCCUAAAUCUUCACGAUCCAUCAGAGAUGCAACGCGGCAAGUCAUCGAGCGAUCUAUGCAGAUAUCAAAUACCAGUAUGAUUGAAUCGGACUGGAAUUACAACUGUACACAGCAGCAUAUGGUUGGUGAUAUCGUAUGGGAAUUGGGGAAUAUACUGUUCAGGAUAUACGCGGAGCGGAAACUACAUUCCCAAUCCGCCGAAUUAUCGCGUACUCUCGAAUCUCUCACUCCACACGAACAGAAACGAUUCGCUUCUCGAGGCGAGAUCGUUCCAUCCACCACUAUAUGUCAAAGCUAUUAUUGGAGGGGCAAGAUACGAUUGAUAUUACUAGAUUUCAGACAGUCGAAAUAUUGGUUGGAUAAAGCUUGGAGUAUCGUACCGAAAGAUCAAAUUGGAUGGAAACAGCGCAGGGCCAUCUUGAUACGUUUAAUAGCUGUUAAUAUCCUAGUUGGACAAUUACCUCACCCACAAACUCUACAAGAAUACGACCUCCCUCAAUUCCUGCCCCUUAUACAUGCGUAUAAGACUGGUAAUAUACCAUUAUGGCGUAAAACCCUAGAUGAAAAUAGAGAAUGGUAUAGGAGAAGAUCAAUUUGGUUGAUAUUGUAUGAAAGAGGGGAGAUCUUGGUUUGGAGAAAUUUGUUCAGGAAUACCUUGAAGAUGUAUUAUUCUUUAGAUCCAACUGCACCAAAGAACAAAUGUCCAACUUGGAUAUUCAUAUCUUCGGUCUACAGAACUUUCUUAGGUUCAGGUGAGAUCGAAGAUGGUCAGGUGGAAUUGGAAGAUGUAAUCUGUGUGUUAUCCAGUUUGAUAGAUCAUGGUCUAAUUAGAGGGAUAUUGUCCUAUUCUCAACGACAACUUGUGAUGAAACCUGCUCCAGAUGGAUUGGGUGGUUUCCCAAAUAUAUCAACGGUGGAACCUAGGAAGAUACAGAUUGUCGGGCAGUAA